ACAGAAAGGUUUUUCAAUAAAUGGCAACGAUGCACGUCAAAAACUUUUGUUCAUUUUUCGUCUGCGUUUGUUUAGUACAAUCGGAUCAAGAAUUCAUCUUAUUGUUUUUUUACUCCGUAUAUUGGAAAUAUAUGUAUGACUUUAUGUUGUCUUCUAAAUAAUGGAAUCAGAUAGAAAGGACAGUUUCACGUUACAAUGCCAAACCGAAGCGUUUUCUGCCAGACGGGAAUCGAUAUUUGGAAAUUUACCGGUUGUAGAGCUGGCCCAAAAAGAAGUAUAUUCGCUGCCUUCGUCGGCAGUUUGCAACAGUCUGACAGAAGAAGAGGCUUCAGUAAAUGAUGAUGUAACAUCAUAUAAGGGAGAAGAAAGUAUGUUCAAAAGGCCCAUGCCAAAACUUAAAAAAUCAUCACAUGCACCAAGGAGAUGUCAAUAUCUUAACAAAACAAUUACUCCUGAUCACAAAAGAAACCCACAUAAAUGGGUAAAGUACAGUUUGGCCACAACCUCUGAUGUCACUGAUAAGUCAAAUACCGCAGCUGCUCUCUCAUUUCUGAAAGACUUGGAAAAAAGAAAGCACAGCCUUGAAGAUGAAAUUCCAGAACCUGUGGAUACUGGGAAGAUUGUGUUCAAGAAGCCCAGAACUUGUGAAAAAAGGUCAGAAAAAAGUAAAACAUACAGAGAUGGGAAAUUGUGUAUGCCAGCCUUUGAAUUUGGAACCAAGAGAGCAAAAGAAAACAAGAAAGAAACAAGAAUGAAAGGUGAAAACUCAUCACAGAAAGCAAAAGUUCAAAGCUGUCUCAGCCACUUAGAAGAAGAAGGUGAUGACAAUGGUAAUGAUGAUGGUAACAGUGAUGACAAAAAAGUGUAGAUAUUUGAGAUUGUAUUAUCACUAUAAAGAAUAGUUGAGUGUGAUUGUGGAUAUUGAGGAUUGAGAUCUGUGACAUGUCCCACAGUUUUGUGAGCGCUGUUUCUUUGAUGAAGAUAAGCACCAGUAAAUAAUAUUGCAGAGCGUAUUCAGUAAUUGCCAGGAAAAGAAACAUUACUCCUCUAGAGAAAAAAAACAAACAUAAAAACUCGUUUUUUAAAUGUAACAUUGGGAAUAGUAAAAUUCAAGAAGAAAACGACUACGUGUAUUAUUUUCAAGUCUCUUUAUGUAGACAUGAGAUGUUAUCAUUUGAAAUGGUUGUAACUGUUGCUUUCGGAAAACAAAUAAAACCUUUUUUAAAAUUG
Daphnia magna is the source of this 1230-nucleotide messenger RNA. Its product is annotated as protein TSSC4. The coding region runs from base 161 to 868 and encodes 235 amino acids. The transcript has 2 exons. NCBI's taxonomy places the organism in Eukaryota, Metazoa, Arthropoda, Branchiopoda, Diplostraca, Daphniidae. The record is from RefSeq and is a predicted model, not a curated record.